AUGAUUUCCACAAGGGUGAUGGACAUUAAGCUUCGGGAAGCCGCAGAAGGCCUUGGAGAGGAUGGCACAGGAAAGAAAAAAUCGAAGUUCAAAACUUUCAAGAAGUUCUUCGGGAAGAAGAAGAGAAAGGAAUCUCCAUCGUCCACAGGAAGUAGCACCUGGAAACAAAGUCAGGCGAGGACUGAGGUCAUUGCCAUCGAGUCAGGGCCGGUGGGCUACGACUCUGAGGAUGAGCUGGAGGAGUCGAGGGGCACACUGGGAAGCCGGGCCCUCUCACAUGACAGUAUUUUCAUCCCUGAGUCUGGACAGGACCCUGCUCGACCUGUGCGAGUAUUUUCCCAAGAAAAUGUGUGUGAUCGGAUUAAAGCUCUGCAGUUAAAAAUCCAGUGUAAUGUGAAAAUGGGGCCACCACCUCCUCCAGGGGCGCUUCCCACCAAGCGGGGAGAGGAUGCUGGCAUGAGCUCUGAGGAUGACGGGCUGCCCAGGAGCCCCCCAGAGAUGUCCCUGCUGCAUGAUGUGGCGCUCGGCCCCACCAUAAAGGUCUCGUUCGUGUCCUCAACCCGGCCACUGUCUCCAGACCAGGCAAGUGACACCACCGUCUCCCCACGGACCUCAGACAGCAGCUUGGCGCCCGUGGCUGACUUCAGUCACCCUCCAGAGUCCUCCUCCUGCCUGGACAACUCUGCAGCUAAGCACAAGCUCCUGGUUAAGCCCCGCAACCAGCGGUCGAGUAAAUUGAGGCGGCUGUCAUCGCGAGCACAGUCUGAAUGCCUGAGCGAUCUGACGUGGACCCUUGAGGAAGAAGAAUAUGAGGAGAAGCCAUUACCUGUCACCGAAGAUAGCCCCAGUUCUGGACAGCAGCACAAUGUGGUGCUGGACAGAGGCCCCGGGCCUAGGCCGGCCAUAACUUUGCUGCAGCCUGGAGGGGCACGAGCCAGACGUGCCCGUCUGCAGCACUGUCAGGCGCUCAAUACCAGCAUGGAGGAGGAAGGGAGCUCCCCUGGUGACAAGCCCUCCAGCCGCCCAGCCACCCCAGAGAUCACUGAGCCCGUGUCAAUCCCUGCCCCCUGCGUGGAGUCCCUGUCUCUACCAGAAGGCUCCACGCACCCUAGUCCUGACAGUGAGAACCAGGAGGAGGUGCUGUCCACCUCAGGCUCCAGCCCCCUGAUGGCUGACACUGCUGAGGAGGGGGGUUGUACUUCUGAAGAUUUUGCAAGUCCACUGUCUACUGAUGUCCCUGCAGGGGACAUGACACCUCCUGGGACUGUUGCUGCAACUGCCUCGGAGACCCUGGCUGGUCCUGAGGAGCCACAUCAAGAUGUCCCAGAUCAAGGUAUCCCAGACCAAGAUGUCCCAGACCAACGUGGCCCUGACCGAGAUAUCCCAGACCAACGUGGCCCAGACCAACAUGACCCAGAUCGAGAUCUUAAGUUGGAAGUGGUGGAGCCUAACGGAACAGAGAAAGCGUACCCUAUGGCACCAGGCCCAAGCCCGCCAGUGCCCAAGAGCUGCCUGAAGCGCAGGGCCUCAGCUGCCAGCACGGGCCUCACCAGGUCCCCCGCGGGGUCGCCUCCAGGGGAGCCCGGACCCUGCGCCCAGGACAGAGAAGCCGCCCCUGCGGAGGUCCCCAAGGCUGAGCAGGUGGAGCCCCCCCAGGGAGAGAGGGCAGCUCCAGAGCGGAAAACUGAGCGAGGCAGCACGGAGGUACGGGGCUCCAAGAAGUUCUCGGUAUCCUCGUGCAGGGUGCGGACACGCCCGGGGAACUCGCGCCUGCCUGAGCAUCCUGGCGUCACCAGCAGCCGCCUGCCCCUGGGGAGGAGCGGCCCGGCCUGGAGGAGCGAGGCGGCUCUCGAUGACCUGCAGGGACCUCCUGAGCCCCAGAGCGGGAAACUCGGCCCUCAGAAGCCAGCGGAGGGCGCCUCUCAGGACUCGGGGGCCAGAGUGGCCUGCCCAGCCACCCAGGAGCCGCCCAUGGGGGAGGACAGAAGCCCCUUCCCGGUCAAGCUCCGGUCCACCUCGCUGUCUCUCAAAUACCGAGAGGGCUCCUCCCAGGAGGCCAGAGGGAUGAAGAGGUACAGUGCCGAGGUCAGAUUAGAAAGAGGACUGACUUUACUUCCGAAAGAUGAGAAGUGUCACGCUGGUGCAGCCCCUGCCCUUCGGGGCACCAAGUCCCCCAGCGAUCAGGGAAAGGGGAAGGCCCGGUCUCCUGAGCAGCUCAGCUCCAAACCGCCCCUGCCCAGGAAGCCGCUCCUGCAGAGCUUCACUCUCCCGCACUCGCCUGCGCCCCCCGACGCCAGCCAGGGAGAGACGGAGCCCAGGAAGGACCCCAGGACUGAGAAGAGACCGCUCCGCAGGGGAGCUGAUAAGGGCCUGCCCCCUGCAACAACAGGGCCUGGAGCUAACGGGCAGCCUGCCCCUCCCUGGAUCACCAUAGCUCGGCAGAAGCGACGAGGGCCCCCGGACCAGCCACACAACCAGGAGGACAAGCCUGGGGCCCGGACCCUGAAGUCUGAGCCUGGAAAGCAAGCCAAGCCACCCGACAGAGCCCAGGAGCCUGUGAAACAAGCAGACUUUGUGCGCAGCAAGUCUUUCCUGGUGACCCCUGUGAAGCCUGCAGUGGACCGGAGGCGGGGGGCGGAGCUUGGCCUCCAGGAGGGGCUGCAGAGGGGAAUAUCACUGUCUCACCAGAACUUGGCUCAGUCUGCAGUGAUGACGGAGAAGGAAUUGCAUCAGCUGAAGAGAGCCAGUUAUGCCAGUGCAGAUCAGCCAUCCUGGAUGGAACUUGCCAGAAAGAAAUCUCAGGCUUGGAGUGACAUGCCCCAAAUUAUAAAAUAG
Otolemur garnettii (small-eared galago) is the source of this 2835-nucleotide messenger RNA. RefSeq names its product KIAA1211 like (gene CRACDL). The coding region runs from base 1 to 2835 and encodes 944 amino acids. The record is from RefSeq and is a predicted model, not a curated record. NCBI's taxonomy places the organism in Eukaryota, Metazoa, Chordata, Mammalia, Primates, Galagidae. The transcript has 10 exons.